CUAUGAGAAGGAAAAAAACUUUUCAAGGUUAUACAGUUGCACAUGUAAUCAAAUGCUAAUAAUUAAUACCAAUUAGAGCAAAGUUAGCGUUGUUAAAAUUCAAAACAGUACAACUAGUGGUAAUGGAACAUUACUACUUGUUCAGAAAGAAAGCAGUCUUAUAAGGUCCAAAAGAAAGGAACAACUGACCAAAACUCCAAAGUGAACAGACCCAGCUAGCAAGACUUGAAAAGUCAACAGAAUCAUCAGCCUGAGUAUCCUUCCGCAACUCUGCCACUAGCACAGCCCAAUACAAAAGUCAUCUUCACCAAAUCCAAACCCAGAAAACCUUUAAACCAAACCGCAAACUCUUUACCGAUCAACAGUAUAACCCCAAAAAAUCUCAAUUUUGUCCCUCUUUCUCUCCAAAAAUGAUGGAACAGGAAGAAAAUGUUCACUAUUGGGGCAACAUCUCAGAGGAAGAGUACUACAAGCAGCAAGGAAUCAAGGCAUCAAAAUCAUUCUACACCUCACCAAGAGGCCUCUCUCUCUUCACAAGAUCAUGGCUUCCGAUCUCUGGCACUCCACGUGGAGUCAUCUUUGGGAUCCACGGGUAUGGAAAUGACAUGAGCUGGACUUUCCAGUCCACACCAAUCUUCCUUGCUCAGAAAGGUUUUGCCUGUUUUGCCCUUGACCUUGAAGGCCAUGGGAGAUCUCAAGGCCUAAGAUGUUAUGUCCCAAAUGUUGAUUUAGUUGUUCAAGAUUGUCUCUCUUACUUCAAUUUCAUCAAGCAAGACCCUAACUUUGAUGGGUUACCUUGUUUCCUUUAUGGAGAAUCCAUGGGAGGUGCUAUUUCUUUGUUGGUUCAUUUUGCUGAUCCAAAAGGGUUCCAAGGAGCAGUUCUGGUAGCACCCAUGUGCAAAAUCUCAGAUAAGGUAAAACCCAGAUGGCCACUUCCUCAAGUUCUCACUUUUAUCUCAAAAUUCUUGCCCACUUUGCCAAUUGUACCAACAGAAGAUAUCUUAUACAAAUCAGUAAAGGUAGAAGAAAAGAAAAUUAUAGGAAACAAGAAUCCUUCAAGAUACAGAGGAAAGCCAAGAUUAGGUACAGUUGCUGAACUCCUGAAAGUAACCGAGUAUUUGAGUCAAAAGCUAUGUGAUGUGAGUAUCCCAUUCCUCAUCGUACACGGCAGUGCAGAUGUUGUUACGGAUCCCGAAGUGAGCAGGGCUUUAUACAAUGAAGCAUCCAGUCAGGACAAGACAAUAAAGAUAUAUGAAGGAAUGUGGCAUUCGUUGUUGUUUGGUGAACCUGAUGACAACAUCGAAAUUGUUCGCAGUGAUAUUUUGUCUUGGUUGAAUGAUAGAUGUAACACAAGAUCAGAAUAGGUUUAUCAUUUAUACUUUAUGAUUUAAGUAAUAUUAUAAAAAAAAAUCAUGUUUUAGGGUUGAUUUAUGUGUUGUUUGAUAUUGAGGAUUGGAAAUUCAAUAUACAAAAUAUUUGUUCAAGGAUUGGGAUGCCAACUUUGGAUGAAAAAGCCAGGGGCAACAACGGUCACUUCAUUUUGAGUCUAAUCUCUAUGGAAGCAAACAAAUUAACGAAAAGUCUUUCUAUUCAUCUGUCUCCUUGCCAUUUUUACGCUCAGAGACGAUGGUAUAUACAUAACCGAGUCAUUUGCUUCCUCUUAAAUAACUCUUUAUAGAUCACAUGCGCCGCAGACAUGGUGACUUCAAUGAGGGUGUAGCUUCCUCUUCGUGCUUGAAGAAACAAGAUAACAAAGAGAAAAUUUAUUGCAGUUUGCAUAAUAAUUUGAUUCGAUGCAAUUAUUAUGCGUCUCGUGACUGGUUAGGUUUUGAAGUGGUCUUAUGUUCUCAUUCCUAGAUAUGUAAAUUUUACCACACCCAAUAAGAAAUUUAAUUUUUUAUUCACAU
Messenger RNA from Durio zibethinus, 1907 nucleotides. The record is from RefSeq and is a predicted model, not a curated record. NCBI's taxonomy places the organism in Eukaryota, Viridiplantae, Streptophyta, Magnoliopsida, Malvales, Malvaceae.